CGUCGGGAGGGACGUGGGGAAACUGAGGCCCGAAGGGGGCCGACGCCCCGCGGCGGGGCUAGUUGCUUGUCCAGGGAGGCUAGUAUCCGUCCGGGUUAAGACUCAGGGCGUCCCCAGGCUGAGCUUCUUAGGGACGGCGUUCGGCUCCCACCUGUCACCACCCUGGCAUUUUCACCCCAGGAGCCUCACUCUAGGAGCGGUUGCUCACGCUGGGCCCUGUGCCUGGAACGCCCUCGUGCCUUCUUUGCCUUCACAGCCCUGCUGGGGGCUUUUGCGUGCUCCCUAGCUCUUCUUACAGGCCUUUCACCGCUGGCUCAGCCUUUGUGGAGCACUUAGAGACCGUGUUCCCAGCACUCCCCACUAUGUGCAGGAGGUGAAGCCUUGAACACACUUGAUGAAGAACGAACAUAAGGCAGGUUCUGGGAUUGACGGGGGCUGCUUUAGAGUGGGUGGUCCCGUAGGCCAGACACUGGAGCUGAAACAUAAAUGAAUUAAAAGGAACCAACUUAGCUUUUCAGUUGUAAGGUGCCAAGGCCCAGGCUUGGAACAAAGUUAAGCACAAUACACUAGUUCGCUGCAGGACUUAACAUCCUGGGUGACAGUGACUGAUUUGUAACCGCAGUACCCAGCACAGUGCCUGAUACACAGUGUUUGGAAUAUGUGAAAGCACUCUGUAUACUACAAAACAUCCUUUCCCAGUGGGUUUAUUUCCUGGGCCACACACCUUUUGGUUGCUAGGGGAGUGAUAACUAGAAGACGGUCGCCCAACUCCGGAGGGUGUAGCAUAGCGCCUGAAGCCAGAGGGCCUACACGGCAUCUGUAAAAUUCCACCCCAUUUCAGCGCUGGGGUUGUAAACAAAAUUAGUCUCACCCCAAAAUUGCCAAAAGAAGACAGCUUUUUCCACUAGAAGAAACGGGUUAGGGAAUAGAAUCAGGAACCUUCACUCGCUGAGUUUUUUUGACUGAUGUUAGCUGCUUAGGGUUGUAUCUAGUUAAUCAUCAAGACUGGAGAGUUGUCUUGCUAAGGUUUAGGAAGACGAGUGUGAUUCUGUCCAGAUGCCACACUAUCACUAUCUAGAGGUGUGACCUUGGGUAAGUCAACCUUUUUGGACUUUGGUCUGGGUCAGAAGGAUGCAAGGUGCCAUCUGGGGGCAGCCAUCUGCAAAGCCUCUGCUCUGCGCCCGGCACUGUGCUGGGCCGCUCAGUUUUCAGCGGUGUUUUUGUACCGGCAUUUUGCAGGUGGGAAACAAGCUCAGGGAGGUUGCGUGGCUUUGCCCAAGGUCCCUCAGGUGUGGCUGCUCUCCCUAGCCCCUGUACUCCUCACCAUACCCUGCUGAAUAUGGCCACAGCUUUUUGGGUUUGGAAUCCAAAAAUGACAAAUUUUUCGUAAAGCAAAAGCAAACUUAUUCGAGCUUAGGCAGCAUGAUGGGAUUGUAUUUUGUAGCUAAUCUAAUGGAGACGAUAUAAAUUCUACCUGCAAUAAUAUACCUUUGCAGCACAUUCUUUUAAUACUCUUUCAGCCCCAGCUGUGUCAUGGAGGCCACAAAGGCAAACCGGAUGCGUACUUUGCCCCUCAGUAGUUUAUGAACUAACAGGAGAUGAAACAAGACCCAGAUAACUUCUAGUCAAGGCCAGAAAGCUAAAGAUAGUGAAAAAGAACUGAAUGUAUUUAGAGAAAGGGAGAUUGUUCCUGGCUGAGGACAUCAGAAGCAGCUUUGUUGAAGAAGUGGUAUCUGAACUAGAUUUGAAAGGGUGUGUCUGAGUUGAAAAUGCAGAAGGGGAGAGACAGGUUCUGGGGCGGUUGGGGGUGCAUUUCAACAACCACAGCAGAAGGCCCAGUGUUCGCUCUGGGGGUGGUGUGGAUCAGCAGCACAGACCAAUGGACACACUUGGGUCAGAUCGAGGCGCCUGUCUCUCCCCAUCCUCCCUCUUCCCCACCGCACAGAAAUUUCCAGUUCCAUCCAACAUGCUGUGCCCCUUUUCAUGCAUCCGUGCAUUUACACAUGGAUGUGUGCCCUUUUUCACCUGGCAAAAAUUCUCAGCCUUCAAAAUGCCCCUCAGAGAUCACUGCUUCUGGGCAGCCCACCACCUCUAGGCUGUUCCUGCCUCUUGAUUGCACCUGUUGUACCAUGAUGACAUUUUUCCUGUCUGCCUCACCUGUCUGCAUUCGUUAGGGAAGCUUGUCUGCCUUCAGAAUCAUCAGUGGAGCUUUUGAAAGGGCAGAUCUUGGGGCCUCAUCCCAGGAGAUCCGAUUCAGCAGGUCUGCGGGGACUGAGGCAUGGCAGGGGAAACCGCCCCCAUCUCAAGGGUGAGGCUAGGACUUGGCUCCUGUGUAUGUAUUCCACCCAGAAAUACUGAGUUAACAUUAGCUGAAUUAACUAAACAAAGUAUCAGGCAUAAUACCCACAGGGUAAGCCAGUCAGGAUAGAGGAUAAAUACAUUAUUAGUCUGGCUUUGCUGCUGUGGUUAUCCUCAAACAGUAGGGUUUAGUGUAUGUAUGUAUAUGUAUUAAGUUUUUGUUUUGGGGUUUUGAGACAGGGUCUUUCUUUCUCACCCAGGCUGGACUGAUCUCGGCUCACUACAGCCUCGAACUCCCAGGCUCAAAUGAUCCUCCCACCUCAGCCUCCCGAGUAGCUGGGGCUACAUGUAUGCACCAUCAUGCCUGGCUAAUUUAAAAAUGUUUUGUAGAGACAGUGUCCCGCUAUGUUACCCAGGCUGGCCCUGAACUCCUGGCCUCAAGCAGUCCUCCCGCCUCAGCAUCCCAAAGCACUACGAUUACAGCAACUAGAAGCCAUUUGUGUCAAGGUAACGUCUGGAGAAACAAAAGGUCAGGAAAGGCCAAUGCCCCUACCGACCACAAUCCAGCCCCAAACUGCAAGAAAGAGCCAGCCGCCCCGGGGGAAUUCCUGCCUGGUAGGGCUCCACAUCGCCAGCCCUCAGCUGCUCAGGGUACAGCCGCUUGUGAGAACUGAGCCACAGUCCUGCUUCCUAAGUGACUUACGCCAACCUCCUGCUCAGGGGUUUGUACAGAGACCACUGCCAGCCCUCCAGGUGGUCCCUGCAAAGAGAGUCCCAGCCCCCAAGGCUCCAAAUGAACAGGGCUCCAUGUUGACCCCUUUGUCUGCCUCUGACCCGCUGGCAGUAACAUCUCUUUCAUCCGGUUCAGCACAUCCAUGUAUUUCCAACUUGCAUACAAGACAUACUGAGAAACUAAAAAAAUCGUUAAAAGUAAAGACACGUUCUGGACGGGUAUCUCGACCUCCCAAAUAUAAAGCUAAAGAUUAUAAGUUCAUAAAAACAGAGGAUUUGGCAGAUGGUCAUCUGUCAGAUUCUGAUGAUUAUUCAGAACUCUGUGUGGAAGAAGAUGAAGAUCAGAGGGAGAGGCAAGCACUCUUUGACUUAUCGAGCUGCUCCCUGAGGCCCAAAAGCUUUAAGUGUCAGACUUGUGAAAAGUCAUAUAUAGGGAAGGGGGGACUGGCCCGACAUUUUAAACUUAACCCAGGCCAUGGCCAGCUGGACCCCGAGAUGGUGCUGUCUGAGAAAGCCAAUGGAAGCACCCUCCGGGGGUGCACGGAGGAAAGGACGCUCAGCCUGACCUCCCUGGGGCUGUCCACGCCAGCGGCUCCAUGUGAGGGAGGGGCCCGCUCCUGCUUGGUGACAGAGUCAGCACGCGGUGGCCUGCAGAAUGGUCAGUCUGUAGACGUUGAAGAGACAUUGCCAUCUGAACCAGAAAAUGGAGCUCUUUUGCGAUCAGAGAGAUACCAAGGACCUAGAAGACGCGCAUGCUCAGAGACCCCUGCAGAGUCCCGCACAGCUGUCCUCCAGCAGAGAAGAGCCGCUCAGCUACCUGGUGGCCCUGCUGCGGCAGGGGAGCAGAGGGCGUCGCCAAGCAAAGCCAGGCUUAAGGAGUUCCUCCAGCAGUGUGACCAGGAGGAUCUGGUGGAAUUGGCUCUACCUCAGCUGGCUCAGGUUGUGACCGUGUAUGAGUUUCUUCUGAUGAAGGUUGAAAAAGAUCAUCUAGCAAAGCCUUUUUUCCCAGCUAUAUAUAAGGAAUUUGAAGAGUUGCAUAAAAUGGUUAAGAAAAUGUGCCAAGAUUACCUCAGUAGUUCUGGUCUGUGUUCCCAGGAGACCCUGGAAAUAAACAAUGAUAAGGUUGCUGAGUCAUUAGGAAUCACAGAAUUCCUACGGAAGAAAGAAAUACACCCAGACAACCUUGGACCCGAGCACCUCAGCCGAGACAUGGAUGGGGAGCAGCUAGAGGGAGCUAGCAGCGAGAAGAGGGAACGUGAGGCUGCGGAGGAGGGACUGGCCUCAGUGAAAAGGCCCAGAAGAGAAGCCCUGUCCAACGAUACCACUGAAUCUCUUGCUGCCAACAGCAGAGGCCGGGAGAAGCCCAGGCCCUUGCAUGCUUUGGCCGCUGGUUUUUCCCCUCCAGUAAAUGUGACUGUCUCUCCCCGUUCUGAAGAAAGCCAUACAACGACGGCUUCUGGUGGCAAUGGGAGCGUGUUCCAGGCGGGCCCGCAGCUUCAGGCACUGGCUAACUUAGAAGCCAGGAGGGGGUCUAUAGGUGCUGCUCUCUCAUCCCGGGAUGUCAGUGGGCUGCCUGUUUAUGCUCAGUCAGGAGAGCCUAGGAGGCUGACCCAGGCACAGGUGGCAGCGUUUCCUGGAGAGAGUGCUUUGGAACACUCUUCAGACCAGGACACCUGGGACAGCCUGAGGAGCCCGGGUUUCUGCAGCCCUUUGUCAUCUGGUGGUGGAGCAGAGUCCCUGCCGCCUGGGGGGCCUGGACAUGCAGAGGCAGGACACCUCGGCAAGGUUUGUGACUUCCACCUGAACCACCAGCAACCGAGCCCCAGCAGCGUCCUGCCUACAGAGGUGGCAGCCCCUCCGCUUGAGAAAAUUUUGUCUGUGGAUAGCGUGGCAGUGGACUGUGCCUACAGGACUGUGCCCAAGCCAGGGCCUCAGCCUGGCCCACAUGGAUUACUAUUGACUGAAGGGUGUCUCAGAAGCCUUUCGGGGGACUUGAACCGGUUCCCCUGUGGGAUGGAGGUGCACUCUGGCCAGAGAGAACUGGAGAGCGUGGUUGCUGUCAGCGAAGCCAUGGCUUUUGAAAUUUCCAAUGGGAGCCAUGAGUCACUGUCUCAGGGACAGAAGCAGAUUUUUAUUCAGACUUCCGAUGGGCUUAUCUUGUCCCCUCCAGGUACAAUAGUGUCUCAGGAGGAGGACAUUGUCAUAGUGACUGAUGCAGAGGGGCGUGCCUGCGGAUGGGCCCGCCAGAAGGAGUUCCUCUAGAAGCUGUGGAGUCGGUCGUCACCGUGGAACCGGAGCCCUCACAGUGAAGUGGAGUCAGAUCCUAGAUUCAUCUGAUUUUAUCCAGAGAAGGUCUAUGGCAAGCAAUGUAUAUUUUUCUAAUGUGAAUAUUGCACAGGUGAACCUUUUAUUUAUAAAGUAUAAUGUCUUUCUA
This is a messenger RNA of Gorilla gorilla gorilla (western lowland gorilla), 5464 nucleotides long. RefSeq names its product zinc finger protein 839 (gene ZNF839). Bases 2704 to 5292 code for a protein of 862 amino acids. Lineage: Eukaryota; Metazoa; Chordata; Mammalia; Primates; Hominidae. The record is from RefSeq and is a predicted model, not a curated record. The transcript is spliced from 8 exons.